AUGACGGACGAGAAAGCUUUCGAUGCUGCUUCUAGCAGCUCGUCCAAUGCCAAGCCAGGCGUCCCCGGCAGCAAGGAGGUCUCGCAAAUCCACACAACCACCUUAGCUGAAGUCGUGCCCGUCCAGCGCUCGUCGAACCCGUUUAAACGUGCCUACAGCCUACCUAUUGUCCAGAUCGCCCUCGUCGGCAUGGUCUGUUUCCUUUGUCCAGGCAUGUUCAACGCAAUCUCCGGCAUUGGUGGUGGUGGACAGGUCAACCCAGACGCUUCCAACAAGGCCUCCAUCGCUCUCUACUCGACAUUUUCGGCCGUCUCGUUCUUUGCCGGAACCAUUCACAACAAGCUUGGCUCGCGUUUGACGCUCGGUCUGGGUGCGCUCGGCUACUGCCUCUACAUCGGAGCCUUCCUCUCGUACAACAUCAACAAAAACGAGGGCUUCGUGAUUGCUUCCGGUGCCAUCCUUGGUGUCUGCGCUUCGCUCCUCUGGUCAGCUCAGGGUGCGCUUAUGCUCGCAUACCCCACCGAGUGGCAAAAAGGUCGCUUCAUCAGCGUGUUCUGGGUCAUCUUCAACAUGGGCGCUGUGCUUGGUUCGGCGAUCGAGCUGGGUCUUACCUACAACUCGACGGAGAACACGGUUUCGAACGGCACCUACGCUGCUUUCGUUGUGCUCACCGGCUUGGGAGCAGGAGUGACGGCGCUACUCAUGGACCCGGCCAAGGUGGUUCGAGAUGACGGCACGCGCGUUCUGGUGCCCAGUCAGACGACAUGGGCCAAGGAGUUCCAGGGGCUGUUUCUGCUGCUGCGCUCGGAUCCGUGGGUGAUACUACUGUUCCCCAUGUUCCUUGCCUCGAACUGGUUCUACACGUGGCAGUUUAACGACUACAAUGGAGCGCUGUUUACGCUGCGAACGCGCGCGCUCAAUGGCCUGCUCUACUGGCUCAGCCAGAUGGUGGGAAGCUUGGCCAUUGGCCAGGUGCUGGACAACAAGCGCAUGUCGCGAAAGUCGCGCGCCUGGAUCGGAUGGAGCAUCGUCUUUGUCGUCAUGUGGGCGGUCUGGGGUGGAUCGUAUGAUGUACAGAAGACCUACACGCGUGCCAGCGUGGCUGCAGACACUGCAAACACAAAUCGCGUCGACUUCAGGGACGGCAGCAAGUACGCUGGUUACUGCUUCCUCUACAUCUUUUCGGGCAUUCUUGACGCUAUCUGGCAGACUCUGGCGUACUGGCUGAUGGGUGCCUGCUCCAACGAUCUCUCAAAGCUGGGCUACUUGGCUGGAUUCUACAAAUCGAUCCAGUCGGCCGGUGCGGCGGGAGCAUAUGCGAUGGACAACGACAAGCACCCUUACAUGACCAACCUGGCGGUGACGUGGGGCAUCUGCGUUGCGGGAAUGCUCUUCGCGCUUCCGGUCAUCGCUCUGCGUGUCACGGAGCACACCGAUCCUCUUCAGGAGGUGACUGUACCUGGUCGAGCCGAAGAGAUUGCUGCCGUGGACGAGCAGAUUGGUGCGACUGGUCUCAACGAGAAGCACACCUGA
Molecule: messenger RNA, 1533 nt
Organism: Sporisorium graminicola
Lineage: Eukaryota; Fungi; Basidiomycota; Ustilaginomycetes; Ustilaginales; Ustilaginaceae
Exons: 2
Coding region: 1-1533 (510 amino acids)
Source: RefSeq, a predicted model, not a curated record